This is a messenger RNA of Lytechinus variegatus (green sea urchin), 3141 nucleotides long. RefSeq names its product josephin-2-like (gene josd2). Gene Ontology annotation, biological process: protein deubiquitination. The transcript is spliced from 5 exons. The coding region runs from base 355 to 900 and encodes 181 amino acids. NCBI's taxonomy places the organism in Eukaryota, Metazoa, Echinodermata, Echinoidea, Temnopleuroida, Toxopneustidae. Gene Ontology annotation, molecular function: cysteine-type deubiquitinase activity. The record is from RefSeq and is a predicted model, not a curated record.
CGAUUCCGAGAGAGUUGCCAGUUGGGUGCUCAGAGUUAUCAUUAUUUUUUGUAAAACAUAAUUUUAUCAGCAACCCACACGUAGGUUUCCCUUCAAGAUUGCCCUUUACUGGAAGUGCAAGUCCAUUAGGCGAUUAGCUGAUCUCCAAGGAUUAGUACAUGGGAUUAUGCAGGUCUAAAUGAUUAUCGAUGCAUCAUGAACCUUGAAUCAUAGCAAGAUCAACGACAGACAAGCACAAGCCUUCAAGCAGUAUGUACAGUACAUCACAGGCAUUGCUUUGCUGAAUUUGCACAUGUAGACUCUGUACACUUCCACAGAUCUGACAAAGUGACCUUUGACCUCCAAGGAGGUGUAAUGCCGAUCUACCACGAGAAGCAGCGUUGGGAGCUGUGUGCUCUCCAUGCCCUCAAUAAUGUGUUCCAGGAUGCCAAGGCUUUCAAUAAACAAUCCAUGGACGAGCUCUGCCAGAGCUUAUCGCCCGGUACGGUACUGAACCCACACAAGAGCAUGCUGGGACUGGGUAACUAUGAUGUGAAUGUCAUCAUGGCUGCUGUUCAGAGGAGAGAAUGCGAAGCAGUUUGGUGGGAUAAAAGAAGGAGUUUGGAACAACUUGAACUGGACAACAUCCUGGGUUUCAUCAUGAACGUACCCUCGCCCAUCCAGCUCGGCUUCGUCAGCGUUCCCAUCCGCCGCAAGCACUGGAUAGCCCUCCGCCACAUAGAGGGCGCCUUUUACAAUCUGGACUCCAAACUUGGCAAGCCGCAGACGAUCGGCGCCACCCCCGCAAUAUUCCUGGACUUUCUCCGCUCCCAGCUCAAGCAGAAAGGCUGCGAACUCUUGCUGAUCGUGGAGAGGGAUGUCUGCGAACUACGCACAUGGCUGCACGAGCCAACAUCUUGAUCUUAAGCCAGGAUCUUAAAUCAUCGCUCCGUCAUCUCUUGUUGCCAUCAAGAAACGGGUGUCGAGAUUCCCAGCAAUGCACUUCAUGCAAUCUCAAGCUACUUCAAGCAUCGAGCAAAUCGUUUGUGUGUUCGAUGCAUGUCAGUUCCUGUCUUUUACUAGUAUAUCGUGUAGUUGUGCGUUGACAUGUAACAGCCACACUCGGUCUCUGCAUUGUAUAUGCCUAUCCUGACCCUGAUGUUGAGGUAUACUUGCAUAGAGGAUCUGAGUUGGAGAUGGCCACCAAAGCCAUCAAGGUUCUACAAUGCAUAGUCGUCUACAAGAUACACUCUGUGGACCCUACUGGACUUCCCCUCAUCAAGGUGAAAGUGGAAAAGCGGCAAUUUUUGUAUUGAUAUGUAUGUAUCUUGGCUUAUAAGUAUAUAUAUGUAUUUCAGGCGAUGGAACUAAGGACCUAGCAUCUAUUGCUAAAGGUCAUCAGAAAAACAUAUAUAUUGAUACAAAUAAAACUGCCCAAGUCAAAUCCUAAGGACCACAGAAAUUUAUUUGAAAUAGAGGAUGUAAAAUAGCUAUAGUUACAUUUCCCGGUUUUGAAAAUAGGUCGACUUAAAUGAAUAUUCACGUGCCGAUGAGGAAAUGAUAAAGGUUGACUUACAGCAGAGCAGAGUCCGCUGUAUAGGAUGAUCCUGCACGUCAUUAAUUUCCUCACAUAUCUACCUGUACAUGUUCUUGUACAGGUAUGUGAAGAAUGUUAAUAGGUGGUGAACUUCAUUUGACCUUUGUAAUGUAUCCUGGUGUACAAUAUUACAUCCUUCCCCCUAUGCACAUUUCAGAAUAUGAAUGAAAUGCUAUUAAACAUUGCUUCAGAAAGUCGGGCAUGGUCAUGGGGGAGGGGGGUUAGCAAAUUUUGAAAUCCUGAUGGUACAAAAAUCGUAUUUAAGCAGAGCAGGUAACUAUAUCAUGAUACCCUCAAAAUGUCAUUCUAAAAUGCACUAAAAGAUGAAUUCUGGAACCUAAAAUCAGACAAUUUUCUGCUGGAAAUGGUUUGAAUGAAGGUCUAACUGCAUUGAUGUUACAAUCACAAACUGCCAAACUUUUAUUUGCAAUGCAAGUUGCUCUUGAAGACUAAAUGGAGAAGGGGACCUGACCAGUGUAUUUGUAUUAUAUUGGAUAGAUCAGAAUGGGAUACUAGAGAUAUUACUUGAUUUAGGGCCAAAAUUCCAUGAAUCACAGAGGAGUUGAAUAUUGGCCCGAACAAGUGGAAUAUCUAUGGUAUUCCAAGCUUUCCAUUAUGAUGAUUAUUAUCUAUUCCCUAAAACGUAAUGCAAGCGAGCAAAUCAUGUCACUGAACAUCACAUGCAGAUGUAGCCCCACUUCGUAAGAGCAGUUUGAUACAAAAAACAUGACUUAAAUGUGGCUCUUUAUGACAUUAUUUAGUAUCACUGCGCACUAAGAUGCACAUUGCAUUUGCGUGCACAUUAAACUGUUCAAUAUGGUACAGUAUUGAACAACAAUCAUUCUUUAGUUUGUACGGGAGAUCAUCAGAUUCCGGUGCUUUGUGCAAUAGGCUCUCAUACUGCAUCUAUAGGUAAAUGAUACACACCAAAGUAUGCUGUUUUAAUGCAUUGUUGAAACACUCUACAAUGUACGAAAAUGUAUACAAUAUUCCUUGCCAGUUGCUACGGAGAAACAUCAAGUGCCACUUGUAAGGAAUUCCACAUAUAGGAAACAAAAGGUUCCCUCAAGAAUAGGUUUCUGGACAUUAACACCCUACAUGGAGCUCCUCCUACUUUGAGAUGAUGUGACAUAUCCACACUGAAUUUUGGGGGCACAAUGUCAUACUCAAUAAGGUCUGGGGCACAAUGCAACUUGGUAAAGGAAUGAGGCACAAUGUCAUCCUGGAUGAGGUCCAGGAACAAUGUCAAUGUGGAUGAGGUUGAGGGCACAAUGUCAACCUCAAUAAAGUCAGGGGCACAAUAUCAACCUGGAUGAGGAAUGAGGCACAAUGUCAUCCUGGAUGAGGUCCAGGCACAAUGUCAAUGUGGAUGAGGUCGAGGGCACAAUGUCAACCUCAAUAAGGUCAGGGGAAUAAUGUCAACCUCAAAAAGGUGAGGGGCACAAUGUCAUCCUGGAUGAGAUCUGGGGCUCCAUUUCAUGCAGAAAGGGCAAUUUACCCCAAAGUUAUUUUAAAAAGGUAUUUUUUAAAAUUGUCCUUGUUGUAAGCCUGGUAAACUUAAUAAA